This is a messenger RNA of Iphiclides podalirius (scarce swallowtail), 4134 nucleotides long. The record is from the annotation of a GenBank genome assembly. Lineage: Eukaryota; Metazoa; Arthropoda; Insecta; Lepidoptera; Papilionidae.
AUGGGCUCUUCGGAAGUAUUGUUAAACUAUAUAAAAAAAUUGGAUCAUCCUAUGAAAGAAAUACGAGAGAGAUCUCUACAGUUAAUAAUAGCUAAAUUGAAAUUGGGAUGGCGGUUGGACGAUGAACUUCUGUGUACCAGAAAUCUCUUGGAAAAUUUGUUGGCAUGGUUUAAAGUUCAGAAGCCAACUUUGCAAUUUGAGGCACUCAGUUUGCUUUUAAAUACUAUCAAAACUAAGAGUGGAAUGUACAUUAUAAAAGAGUUAGGUGUUAGACAGGUUUUAUCAAAUCUCAAGCAAAUUAAAUCUAAAGUUAUACCUGAAGCAAUAGAGUUGUUUCAUGAUGUAGUCCAGACAUUGCAGUUUUUGAAUACUGCAGAGUCCGAAAAUGAUAUGUUGGUGCCACCACUUUCCUUGGAUGGAAGUAUAAGGUCCGGAAAUCAAAAUUCCUGCAAUAAUGACCAUAGUGACUCCAAUCAACAUAGUGACAGUAAUGACUGUGGUACGACUUCUAAAAUUAACAUGGAAACUGGAGAAGUUCCUAUGUCAAAUUCCCCUGAUGGAAUUACGGUGUUUCUUCUCCCAUGGGUUGACCUUUGCCCGUCAGAUUUAAAGACAAUUGUCCUGGUGGAAGAUGCGUUGAAAGUGGUUAAGUCCACGAGGAGAUGUUGCCGGUUCAUUCGCGAUGUUUUUUUACGUGACUUCGAACCUGAAAUAUUCUUAAACAGAUCGGCAAUAAUCAACACAUUGCUACUGAUAGCAGAUGGUCAGCAAAACGGUCAUGUAGGUGAAGCUUUACGCACUUUGUUGUGCAUAACUCGAGCACUACGUCAAAGACUUGCCCAGUUAUUCUGUAUAGACCUUAUUCACAGAGCUAAUAAGGUGCCCAUGGAAGGGAACGGUUCCUAUGACGAGGUUAACGCCGAGUUGGCUAACAUUGCCGGCGGAUGCCCUAAGACAACGCGCGCAGACGACGCACUGAUAGCGCUGCGCCAAAUGCCCGCUCCAACGUAUGCCCUGGACGUAUCGCACUCUAUACUUUCCAUCAUGUCCAGGAGCGUACUGCUGCUGGAUUCGAAUGACAGUGAGGCACUUAGUACCAAUGAAUUGAACAUAUGCUUGGAUUUGGUGGAAUCACUCAUCCAAUUCUUAUUGGAUUGUGUCGAUGAACGAUUUUGGCUUGCGGAGCAUAGUACUAAAAGUCACAAAGAUAUAGCGCACAAGAGCUGUAUGUUAAUGCGAAUUUUGGGCGAGCUGUUAAUAAAGUACAGGAAAUCCUUUAUGACCAAGGCGGAACGUGGACACCACAGGGCAGCCUGGCUGCGAUUGCUGUCAUGUGCAGGAAAACUUCUGGACUGGGCUCAAAAUUCGCCUCUGCCUCCGUCUUCCUUGAUUGUCGCUGUACAGUCCGCUCAAUUGGAUCCAGCACUAGAGUUACUAUACCCUGAAUUAAGCGCAAAACUCAACGAAUCCCUUUUGCUUUCGAAAUCUCUACCUGAUCAAGAGCAUAAAAAUAAAUAUAAAGCUCUCAAAAACCUGUUCGUCAGCAUGGAUUACGCCGUUCGCUUCAUGAAGAAGAAGGAAGCCGCUAGAAGUACGAAGGAGGUCCUCACGGAAAUUGAGAAUUCGCUUCCGACGCUCGGCUUGCAUCACAGUGAAGCAUACUUUGAGGAUAUCGCGAACAUUCUUCUAUACAAGAGCGGGGACCUGAACUUCGACGAUGGCGAUUGGUCGACGGUGAGGAGUAUUUCGUUGAGAUUGAUGGCUCACAACACGGAAUGGGUCAAAGUGAGAUUCUACCAGAUGUUCGCCGAGAUGGUGAGGUCGGUGUUGCUCUGCGAUGACACGCUCCAAGCGGAGCGCGAGCGCUGUCUCUUCCUGCUCUGCGAUGUUGCCGUUUUGACAGAGAUUUGCUGCCACGGCUUGUCUUCGCAAAUUGACGAGGUAAAGGCGUGUGCUUCGGAUAUUAUGUUACAUCUGCUGCGUGGCAGACUCGUGCUUAGUGAGAGCUGUUGGUGGCGCCUCCUGGCAAGCAUGCUGCCAAUUCUGCCCCUGCUGCACGUGUAUGCGGCGCACGAUACGCAGCUAGGAAUAGCCAUCUGUAAAUCCCUUGAGCCUGACAUCAUCGAGUGCAUGGGCGUGUCGUUCGCCGAGAUGGUUUCGGGUUUAACGCGUCUCUUGUUCGUGAGGUGCGUUGCCGUUCAACUCGAAGCGGCACACGCGCUCUGUCGUCUGCUAGGUGACGACCGAUAUUUGCCUCCAAAGGAAUCGCUUCGUUCGGAUAUUUUGUUGAACGCACUUAGAAGACUGGAGCCGCAGGAUUUCAAUUUAGAUAAAUCUUCAACCGUCGCCAGCCCGCAGACCGCUGGCCUAGUCCAGGUGUUGGAGGUGUUGAAGCAAGACCUGGAAAUCGAGGAGGGGGGGAAAGGGUAUGUGGCGUGCACGCAGAGGCCGGGCCUGGAGCCGUCGCUGCGGCGGAGCACCCUGCAGCAGCUGGCGGUGCUGCUGCGCCAGAGCGAGACGCACGAUACCUUCCUGCAGCACGACGGCUUGAACCUCGUCGUUUCUCUACUCAGAUUAUCUUUGAUGAUAGACGACUAUUUAGCGUUCCCCGAAUGCGCUAUAAGCUGCGUUUCCGUAUUGAACAGCGUCUGCUUCGCGAGUCGACACGAUCUGUCCAAAGUUCCGGAUUUGCCAUUGUUAUUGCUCAGAGUGAUCCUCGUGUUCCCGUCGAACGACGCUUGCGUGUCGAUGUCCGCUCAGCUCUUGUCGCUCGUCGCGUGGUCUGGCUUCGUGCUGCAAGAGAUAAACUCGUCGCGUGAGAAGGUCCCCGCGCUGCCGCUGUGCGUCACUGAGCGGACCUCGCUUCCGUUCCCGACUAACAGUUAUUGGAGCACCAGUGCUAACGCUGAGCAUUGCCCUUUGGAAUGGCUGCAAAGUGAGGAGGAGUGGCGGCGGGCGAUUAGGGUGCGUUGGUGGUGGGCGUGGACAGGUGGGGCACAGAGCCUCCGCGGUGUCCACAGCGUCCACAGCGUCCACGCUAAUAGCGCGCUCGCUCCGCCGCCUGCAGAAAUUGAUCUGGCGCUCAUGCGUGCGGCCUGCCCCGUAUCUUCCAGCACGAAAGCGCUGCUAGCUCUCGAGAAUGCGACCUCGCAUUCACAGGUUAUGGAAGCGCUUUACGCGCUGGAGAGUUACACAAGCCUCGUGUCGCUCUCGUCGAGCUCCUUGUCGGAGUACGGCGGCCUGCCGUGGCAGCACAUUCGCCGCUUCCUCUGCGCCUCGCCCGCCUCCCCCGCCGACACUACCCUUCUAGUUAAUCUGUUGCAAUUUGUCAUAGCUUAUAUGGACAACGUACCGAAUAACCGCACCGCCAUGUGUUGGCUUAAGCCGUACUUCAUCGGCAACGACGUCACCGUGAUAACUUUGCUGAGCCGCGAGCGUCUCUACCCUCAACAAACGCCCCGCGAGGACAUAGAAAUGAUCCAGUUGCGCAUACACAUCGUGAAAAUCAUCUGGCGCUGCGUACGACUGCUGGAAACGCAGGACGACUACGACAUAAGGCGGAUGGAGAGCUUGCUGAAAAUUCUAUUCGCCUGCUUGGAUAAGAUCAAUUUUAAAAAUUUCCAUAUGUUAGGAUAUCUGAAUGAGGUUAUUCGGUGCAUACGUUGCGCUCUGCACUCGCGGUACUGCAAGCUGACCGAAUCGAGUCUGCUGGAGGGUGCUAAGGCGCUGGUCAGGGUGCUAGGGAGCGGCGACGGCGGCCGCAAGGGGCAGGCGUGCCGUUUGGACGCGAUGAUCGCACUCCUGGCUAUACUUCGGCAGAUCCGCGACGAGGGAAUACCAGUACAGCGGUGGAGUGAGUACUGGAGCGGCAAUGGACUGCAGGCUGUGGUCGCUUGCUCGAGGGCGGAGCGCGUCGAAUUGAGGGCCGCCGCUUUGCACGCGAUGGCGACAUUGACGCACUACGCGCAGUUGCGCCCGCAAUUGCUGCAAUCAAUUCCGAAUGAGUCACUAUGCCAGUAUGCGAUGGGCGUAUUCUUGAGGGUUGGCGAGGCGAAUGUGGUUCGCUCAGCUGCCGCUGAUCUCUUGGCCGCCGUGGCAGCUCGCACCUCAUCUCACUCCGAGGCAACGCAGAGC